GCCCAGCCGGAGCAGCUCUCUCUUCUCGUAACUGAAGACUGCCAUACAGGAACCGAAAGACAGAAACACUGAUGCUGGGCCGCCCUGCUGUCAGUACAACGGCGCGCGAACUCUCACGCGCGCACACACAGAGAGAGAGAGAGAGAGAGAGAGAGAGAGCGUGUGUACGGUGACCGAGAGCGCACGGGCAGAGCGGCUGGUGAGUGUGAUUGAACCCGCGUCUCCAGGCAACCGGCCCGUCUGAGGACCAUCAUCCUCCCGUUCAGCACAGCUGCACCGGGACCGUGUUACAGUAAAUAUCCGGUGCAUCAUUCCAUCAUUGCGCUCCGGUAUGGACUAGCGGCUUUAUUCACACAGCAGCGCCCGGCGGAGCGUCUGUUUGUCGGUAACAUGCCGCAGAAAUCCUAAAAGGAAACCUCGCCGUUCAGUCCGGAUUGUUUUUGUUCUCGUGGAUUAAACUUGUGUCCGGGAUGGGGAAGGAGCAGGAGCUGCUGGAGGCGGCGCGGACCGGGAAUGUGGGGCUGGUGGAGAAGCUGUUGAGUGGGAAGAAAGGAUUGCUGGGCUCGGGUUCCGGCUCCAUACCUCUUCCCGGGUUACUCAGUAUGUGGAGAGGCGUCAAUGUGAACUGUGCUGAUGGCUCAGGAUACACACCUCUGCACCACGCGUCUCUGAAUGGACACAGGGACGUGGUGUUAAAGUUGUUGCAGUUUGAAGCCUCUACUAAUGUGGCAGACAGUAAGGGCUGUUUUCCUCUGCAUCUGGCCGCAUGGAGAGGUGACGUGGACAUAGUCCAGAUACUGAUCCACCACGGGCCGUCCCACAGCAGAGUUAAUGAGCAGAACCAUGAAAAAGAGACAGCUCUGCAUUGUGCGGCUCAGUACGGUCACUCCGAGGUGGUCCGUGUUUUGCUGCAGGAGCUGACGGACCCCAGCAUGAGGAACAGUCGAGGGGAAACGCCGCUGGACCUGGCCGCCUUGUACGGCCGCCUGCAGGUGGUCCGCCUGCUACUGACCGCCCACCCCAACCUCAUGAGCUGCAAUACACGCAAGCACACACCUCUACAUCUGGCUGCACGGAAUGGCCAUCACACUACCGUUCAAGUGCUGCUGGAGACCGACAUGGACGUUAACACACAGACAGAGAAAGGAAGUGCUCUCCAUGAAGCCGCACUCUUCGGAAAGAUGGAUGUAGUUCAGCUACUGCUUGACUCAGGGAUUGAUGCCAAUAUCAGAGAUUACCAAGGAAGAAGUGCUCUAGACAUACUAAGAGAACAUCCAUCUCAGAAAUCACAACAAAUUGCUUCUCUCAUUCAAGAUUAUAUGAUGUCGGAUUGUGACAAAGGGAAUUUUCACGAAGAUUUAGCCCGUCAGCGUCCAAUACCGACACCACGCACAUCAAUACCCUCACCUGUGCCCUCCCCGUCUCUACGGCACAAAAAUGAUGCAGUAACAGGGGAGUUGUCCAAGCUGCUGAACGAAAUAAAGAUCUGCCGUGAUAAGGAUUGCUCCUUUGAGGAGCUGUGUCAGACCAUCUCUUCUCACUCUCAGUCCAUGGAGAGCUUCAGCAGUGGGCGGCUGUCUGACGAAGAACGGAACGGCACUCUCACUCGAAUAAACAAGCGGCCCACUCCCCCUUUGCCCCCGGCGAUGGAAGAGGAGGAAAAGAGUUGCGGACCAUCAGGCCUGUGGGAGGCGCUCACUCCCUGCAACGGCUGCAGAAACCUGGGCUUUUCUCAGGACAAGCGAUGUGCUGAAAUUGGCCAUUCUCCAUCACUGGAUGUGUUUUUACCAGAAGAUGAGGACAACCCUUAUGAGUCAGUGGCUACAGCUGUCACACACAAACCCUGCUCUCUGGACAUCCACCUCCACAACAGCGGCCACUUCUCACAUAUGUCGGUCAGUGAUGCAGAGCGAGGUAACCAUGGUGACGACUUUACAGGCCUGACUCCUGACUGCUCCCCUCCAUCACCUGAUACAGCCCUGAGGAACAUCGAGAGAGUCAUCCGCCCACAGCCAAAGCAACGGACCUCAUUGUCCUCCUCCCAGGACGUCCAGAAACCCCUACAGAACCACAGCGGUGAGCCUUCAGAGGUCAGUUCGUCACUCGGCUACGCCAGCUUCAGCACCAGCCCCCCCGCCAGCCCCCCCAUCAGCCCCGCCAACUGCUCCAUCGGAUCGGCCGAAGACUACGGCCUCACUGACGAGGCGGUGCACCAGAAGGAGUGCAUAGAGCAAGACGACCGAAGAAACAGCCACGUUCCCGAGCAGUUCGCUGGCCUCCUUCACGGCUCGUCUCCUGCCUGCGAAUCCCCUGACAACCCUUACCAACUCUACGGCAAAGUGCGAAAGUUCAGCGUUCCUGAGCCUCCGCUCCGGCACGGGAAUUUCCUCAGAGCACCCGAGUACUCGCCCCAUUUCCCUCGCACAGGCAGCGAGGCAUCUGCCCUAAAGACCCAGAAAGAAGCCAAACCGCAGAUAGUCUACAGGACAAUUUUUCACACCAAGGUCAACCAGGGCCCAUUUACACUCACCGAAUCGGGCGACAAGGCCACCGGUGUGCAUGUGAGGAACGGGGGGGUCCGGAGCAAAAGCAAGGGUGGCUCUAGCCCAGCAAGCAGCAAUUCCGGCUACGAGGAAAGAGCCUGCACUCUCGGGAGGAUGAGGUCCAUGCCCAAAAACGUUUUGGAUCUUCAGCUGUCCAGAAAUUUCUCCAAAUCAGACUCGAACCUGGUGGCCGUGUCUCCCAUCGAGGAAGAGCAGUGGAGUUCUAGGGGGCAAAACGGCUCCGGUAAAAGCAGCCCCAACAGACUAGAGAGAACACCCUCCUUUACGGCAGAGUGGGAAGAGAUUGACAAGAUUAUGAGCUCCAUAGGUGCUGGAAUUGGCACAGAGUUGGAGGGGAUUACUGAGGAUCAUUCAGGCCCCCGCUGCCCCGUCCAGUCCGUGGGACAGUGGCUGGACAACAUCGGUCUUGUGCAGUACGAAAACCACCUGCUGUCUAACGGCUUCGACAACGUUCAGUUUAUGGGUAGUAAUGUUGUGGAGGACCAGGACCUGCUAGAGAUCGGGAUUUUAAACUCUGCCCACAGACAGCGACUUCUUCAGGCAAUUCGCCUGCUGCCCAGGGUUCGGCCCAUUGGUUAUGAUGGAAAUAACCCCACCUCAGUGGCCGAAUGGCUGGAGUCUCUGGAGCUGGGAGACUAUACCAAGUCUUUCCUCAUCAAUGGCUACACCUCCAUGGAGCUGGUCAAGAAGAUCUGGGAGAUCGAGCUCAUUAAUGUUCUUAAGAUUAAUUUGAUCGGCCACAGGAAAAGAAUACUAGCGUCACUUGGAGAUCGACUGCACGAAGACACUCCACAGAAACCACCACGGGCCAUCUCUCUAAGGGAGCCCACUGGGAACCACACUCCACCUCAGCUGUCCCCUUCUCUGAAUCAGGCCUAUCCCAACGCCGGCUCCCUGGACGUCCAGCACCUCAUCAUGCAGGCCGACGCCAGACGCAGACGCAACGACAACUACUUCGAGGAUGUCCCGCGCUCCAAGCUAGAGAGACAGAUGGCACAAGUCAGUAUGACGACAGCAGAGACGAUGACGCAAGGGGAAUGGUGCGAGCCAAUCACGUUACGGCCUCCGAACGAGGCGACGUCAUCUACGCCGGUGCAGUACUGGCAGCACCAUCCUGAGAAGCUCAUAUUCCAGUCAUGUGACUAUGAAGCAUAUUAUCUGGGCUCUAUAUUGGUGAAGGAGUUACGCGGGACAGAGUCCACGCAUGACGCCUGCGCAAAAAUGAGGUCUACAGAACAGAUGAAGAAGAUUCCCACCAUAGUACUGUCUGUCUCCUAUAAGGGCGUCAAGUUUAUUGAUGCCACGAACAAGAACAUUAUAGCAGAGCAUGAGAUCAGGAAUAUCUCAUGUGCCGCGCAGGACCCGGAAGAUCUCUCCACAUUUGCGUACAUCACCAAGGACCUGAAAUCCAGCCAUCAUUACUGCCACGUGUUUACAGCUUUUGAUGUGAAUCUGGCCUAUGAGAUUAUCCUGACGUUGGGCCAGGCGUUUGAGGUAGCGUAUCAGUUAGCCCUGCAGGCCAGAAAGAGCGGCCACGGGUCAUCUACUCUGCCUGAGAGCUUCGACAGCAAACCCUCCAAACCUGUCCCUAAACCCCGAGUCAACAUACGCAAGUCUGUCAUGUCCCCCUCUAGCCGCUGGUCCCUGGGGCAUAUUUUCACCCCGCACCGACCUCCUCUUCAUCCUUCUCCUCUUCCUCCUACCUCACGACUCCUCCAUCAUCCACACAAAGUUCAAUUUCAGAUGGAGCAGCCCUCAAUGGAUCAAAAGGGCCAUGCCAAUGUCCCCUGGAUAGUCGAGCCAGGACAGGAAGCCAAAAGAGGAGCUAACACCAAGUAUGAGACCACUAUUUUCUAAUAUACACCCAAAAUACUGUCCACUCCUGUGUGUGUGCCUUACAGAGAGAGCCCUCUAGAGGCCCCCCACGGAGCCACGGGCCCAGUGACCUGUGACAAGCCCGCGUCUCUCCGCCCGGCCAAGCCCGCCCGUUUACCGUGGCUUCUGCAUGAUGACGCUGCCGCUGUCUUUUCUCUCCUUCAAUCUUUUGCCCCUCUUUUUCUCUCUCUCUCUCUCUCUAUCUCUUGAUCUCACUCGCCCCUCCCCCCCCACCUUUCUGGCCGCAGCACGAUACGGGAAGGUCCCGCUCAGCCCUCAGGGCCGCCACACUGCCGAUCCUCCUCCAAAACACACAAAAAAAGUGUUGCAAGCGAUUGUUUUUCAUUCAGUUUUUCCCCCUCUCCUCUUUUGAUUUCUCCUUCCCUCCGUUCCUCACUAUUCUUUCCUCGGCUUCUUCGGGAAGCGCCUCUCCAGCCUUUCCCCACCGCCCCCCUCGACUGCUUGAAUGACAACUUAAAACCAUAAUGCUGCUACAAGCCUUAUAAACACACAUGCUGUCGGGAUUUGCUUUCUUUGUUUCUUUCUGACUAAACAGCGUAGGGUUAGGAAGGCGGGAGGGAAAUGGAGAGAUUUUUGCGAGGCAUCCGAAACGGCUGGCAUAGAACGGAGAUUGGACUUUACAUGAAGGACAUUUUGCUUGUGUUGUUUCUUUCGUCUCGUAGCAAAGUUUUAAUUUUUAGUACCAGCGCUUGUCAGAGAGAAAAGAAAAAAAAGUCUGCUGUAAUUUAAAUUCCCUUAUUUAGGGGAGAUUUUUUGUUUGUUUUUUUAAACAGCACACAAGUUACGAGCUUGUUUUAGUCAGUCUUAGCAUAAAACUAAUUUUUGGAUGCAGAAGUUUGUCAGAUAGCAUUUAACGAAGGCUUACUUUACGAUGAGACACCCGCCAAAAAUUGUCUCUCAAAUUGCGUGUAUUCCUUGCUUUCCGGAAAAAAAAAUUUCCGUCGUAUUUUCUUUCUUUCCUUUUUUUUGGUUUUGCCUAUGAACCAAAUCCCGAGCCAGUCCUGAGACAUGCAGUGUAGUUGAUGGAAAGCAUGCAGUCCAUGUGAACUGGAGAAGGGGGGGCUUUUUUUUUUGAUGGACACUUUGGAUAAGUGAUGUGAUUUCAUUCACAGGGCAAUGGCGGACGCCCAUGUCUAUUACAGUGGAAUUCAGAGAAUGUAGCCUGCCCCUAACAUGGACCCUCACUCUCACAUGCAUUGCAAAAACGGACCACAAAUACGGAACCUAAAAGCACGUGUAAGGAUUUGCACAAGGACUUUUUCACCUGGGACUUGGUGUACGCGUACAAGGACUGCCGACAUGGACCCAUGGCCUUUUAACGAAACACUAGCAUGCACUCGCGCACACACACUGCAUAAAAAAAAAAAAACUAAUAAAAAAAAACAACAGGAGGAGACUGGAAUUCGAAUGUACACUUUUCAAGAGGCAGCGAUUCAAGUUGCUUUCCGAAGGACAGAGGCCGACAAUUUAUUGCGCGAGAGACGGACUGGGGAAGGACUGUCGCUAUGGCGACUCGGACACACUACACUGACUUUUCACCCAAUAUUUAGUCCAAAAUACCAUGGCAUGUCUGGACUGGGAUAAAAACGGACAUUUCUGUAUUUUUUCUUUUCUGUUUAAUUUGUUUCUUUCUUCCUUUCUUUAUGUUUGUGGUUAUUGAUCAAAAAUAUGAAUAUGCACAAUGUGAAUGGACUCAUUGCACUGGACAACCACGAAACGGAUGCGUCUCGUGCCAAAAUCACUAUGGAAUGGUUGUUGAUGUAAUUGGCAAUGCCACGCAGAUUAAUAUUCAUAUAUUGGCAAGAAAUUUUACUGUUUAAUAGAGAACUAUAUUACCAUUACUGUAAUAUUUACAAUUAUUAUAAUUAUUAUUCUUAUUGUGCAAUUCUCGUCUGAUGUCGUCUUAACGUAACAUUAUUUUUAUAUGACGCAUCAAGCUCGAAUAAGCAGCCAUCCGUGAAAACAAAAAAAUAUUGUUAUAUUACUACGGAGGAACUGAACGUGCGGAUGGCAACAGAUAUCUUAUUUUCACUCAUUGUCACUGUAGAAUUUUGCCACAGUUCUGUAAAUAAAUAUUUUGUUGAUUCAUUGUUCAUAUAUGUAAUUAAAAACAAAAAACAAAGAAAAACAUGUAUAAAGAAUGAUUUAAAAAACAAUCCAAUAAAUUGGACUGGUAAACAAGGUACCAAUUUCAGUGCAACACAUUAAAAGAAAACAACAGUAUAAACAAGGGGUGGAUUUGUGACAUUAUUGCUAACUAACGUGCAGAUAGGCUUGGGCUUCCAGCACACAGAUUUUGUAAGUUUGGUCUUGCUAAGCACACGGAAUAAAUCCAGAUUGUAGAACCA
This is a messenger RNA of Cyprinus carpio (common carp), 6808 nucleotides long. RefSeq names its product ankyrin repeat and sterile alpha motif domain-containing protein 1B-like. The coding region runs from base 471 to 4421 and encodes 1316 amino acids. NCBI's taxonomy places the organism in Eukaryota, Metazoa, Chordata, Actinopteri, Cypriniformes, Cyprinidae. The transcript is spliced from 27 exons. The record is from RefSeq and is a predicted model, not a curated record. Gene Ontology annotation, cellular component: cytosol. Gene Ontology annotation, molecular function: protein binding.